Molecule: messenger RNA, 5611 nt
Organism: Rhinolophus ferrumequinum (greater horseshoe bat)
Lineage: Eukaryota; Metazoa; Chordata; Mammalia; Chiroptera; Rhinolophidae
Gene: EYA3
Product: EYA transcriptional coactivator and phosphatase 3
Exons: 18
Coding region: 231-1952 (573 amino acids)
Biological process (GO): multicellular organism development; cell differentiation; negative regulation of extrinsic apoptotic signaling pathway in absence of ligand
Cellular component (GO): nucleus
Molecular function (GO): protein tyrosine phosphatase activity
Source: RefSeq, a predicted model, not a curated record
GGAACGAGUUGUAGACUGUGAGGUGACUCUGGCCGGUGACUUCCGGUUCCUAGGGGUGCGCAUCCGGGUCACACUAACGCCGCGGUUUCCUCCACCCGCUUGGUUCUACUGUGGGUCUGGACCGGUCCCCAUGUCCUGCUGUGGACCCUCUGCAGCUUUUGGACUGUGAAGACUGCUGAGAGACACUUCCGAUCCAGUCACAUAAGCCUGAUAAAGAAAUAUUGGUCCUCAUGGAAGAAGAACAAGAUUUACCAGAGCAACCGGUUAAAAAAGCCAAGAUGCAAGAAUCAGGAGAGCAAACUUUAAGUCAAGUAAGCAACCCCGAAGUCAGUGAUCAGAAACCUGAAACUUCAAGCCUUGCUUCAAAUCUUACCAUGUCGGAGGAAAUUAUGACAUGCACCGAUUAUAUUCCUCGCUCAUCCAAUGAUUAUACCUCACAAAUGUAUUCUGCAAAACCUUAUGCACAUAUCCUCUCAGUUCCUGUUUCGGAAAAUGCUUAUCCUGGGCAGACUCAGUACCAGACAUUACAGCAGUCUCAACCGUAUGCUGUCUACCCUCAGGCAACCCAAACGUAUGGACUACCUCCUUUUGGUGCAUUGUGGCCAGGUAUGAAACCUGAAAGUGGUUUAAUUCAGACUCCAUCUCCAAGUCAACACAGUGUUCUUACCUGCACGACAGGGUUAACCACAAGCCAGCCAAGCCCAGCACAUUAUUCUUAUCCCAUUCAAGCUUCAAGCACAAAUGCCAGCCUGAUAUCCACUUCUUCUACAGUUGCCAAUAUUCCAGCAGCAGCAGUUUCCAGCAUCUCAAACCAGGACUAUCCCACCUAUACUAUCCUUGGUCAGAGUCAUUACCAGGCCUGCUACCCCAGCUCCAGCUUUGGAGUCACAGGCCAAACUAACAGUGAUGCUGAGAGUACCACGUUAGCAGCAACCACAUACCAAACAGAGAAGCCUAGUGUCAUGGUACCUACACCUGCAGCACAGAGACUUUCCUCUGGAGACCCUUCUACAAGUCCAUCUUUGUCCCAGACUACACCAAGUAAAGAUGCGGAUGACCAGUCCAGGAAAAACAUGACUGGCAAGAACCGGGGCAAAAGGAAAGCUGAUGCCAGCUCUUCCCAGGACAGUGAAUUGGAACGGGUAUUUCUGUGGGACUUGGAUGAAACCAUCAUCAUCUUCCACUCCCUUCUUACUGGAUCCUAUGCCCAGAAGUAUGGAAAGGACCCAACAGUAGUGAUUGGCUCAGGUUUAACAAUGGAAGAAAUGAUUUUUGAAGUGGCUGAUACACAUCUAUUUUUCAAUGACUUAGAGGAGUGUGACCAGGUGCAUGUGGAAGAUGUGGCUUCUGAUGACAAUGGCCAAGACUUGAGCAACUACAGUUUCUCAACAGACGGUUUCAGUGGUUCAGGAGGCAGUGGCAGCCAUGGUUCCUCUGUGGGUGUCCAAGGAGGUGUGGACUGGAUGAGGAAACUGGCUUUCCGCUACCGAAAAGUGAGAGAAAUCUAUGAUAAGCAUAAAAGCAACGUGGGUGGCCUCCUCAGUCCACAGAGAAAGGAAGCACUGCAGAGACUAAGAGCAGAAAUCGAAGUUUUAACAGAUUCCUGGUUGGGAACUGCAUUAAAGUCCUUACUUCUCAUCCAGUCCAGAAAGAAUUGUGUGAAUGUUCUGAUCACUACAACCCAAUUGGUUCCAGCUCUGGCCAAGGUUCUCCUAUAUGGGCUUGGAGAAAUAUUUCCUAUUGAAAACAUCUAUAGUGCUACCAAAAUUGGUAAAGAGAGCUGCUUUGAGAGAAUUGUGUCAAGGUUUGGAAAGAAAGUCACAUAUGUAGUGAUUGGAGAUGGACGAGAUGAAGAAAUAGCAGCCAAACAGCACAACAUGCCUUUCUGGAGGAUCACAAACCAUGGAGACCUAGUGUCCCUUCACCAGGCUUUGGAGCUUGAUUUUCUCUAAGAACUGAAAUGAAGAGCCUUCCCCAUGAGCUCCUUUUCACUCCUGAAGGGAACUGGAGACCGGAACCAACUGGGAUCUCUCUCUCUCUCUCUCUCUGUUUCUCUCUCUCUCUCUCUCUCUCUCUCUCUGUCUCUCUCUCUCUCUUUCUCUCUUUCUCUCUCUCUUUCUCCCCCUCCCCCCCCCCGCACCGUCUUUCUCCAUGGAAUACUGGCGAGAACACAAUCAGAACCAACAGCUGCAAGGGACGAAGCUUAUUUUUGCUAAGAGUGAGCUGCAGCCCGUGUUCAUCCUCGUGCAGAAGCGGGAGACAGUUGGGUUGAGAGAACCAGUAGACUCACUGCAGCUACAGUGCUUUUAAUUCUUCUGGUUUUUGUUUUGUUUUAUUUCAAAAAAUGAAGACAAAGGAAAGGAAAUUCUUGGGGCAGAGUUGCACUCUUAGUCCGUGACCUAAUUGAGAACUGCUAUUAACUUGUGAUAGGAUAAAUGUGGCAGACCUGUAAUAACAUCUCUUGCAGUCUAUAAUCUCCUUAGCUGUAGAGCAUAUUCCCAGUGAAUGUAUAUGUAAUUUUUUAUAGGUAAGGGUCUGGUCUCUGAAGCAGGUUUUCCCUCCUUUCUUUUUCUAGCAAGAAAGGGGUAUGUAAAGUUUUCUUGGAAAAUAGUAAUUGAAAUAUCUAAAAUACCUCUCUGUGACAAUAGCACCUCUUUAGCUGCUCCAGUGGUCUGCUCUCUAGGGUGGUUUCGCUCCUGUUCUUCCAUCUCCUAGUUUGCUGAACUGUGGGGCACUGGACACUGAUUAACUUCAGACUUCACUAUUUCCCAUCCUAGAAGCCUUAGUUCCCUUUCCAAUCCCUCUUCCCCUUUAAUCAGAUGGCACAAUCCUGGAAACACCUCUUAGACAGUAAACGCUAUGCCUUCAGCUUGACUCUUUUAUUCAAAACUACACCCGGGGACUUACCUCCAAACUGGAGAGAAGCGACUAAGGCUUCUUGUGAAUUUCCGCUUCUUUGGCUCUUGAAACAGGAAGAUUCCACAUUUUCCUCCUACAGAGAAGCACUCUUCUCUCAACAGAUGCUCACCCCUACAGCCUUCUCUUCCUUCUUAGUCAUCAGUGCUAGGCUUUUUCCUGCUGCUCUCGGUACCCCACAGCCACCUCCAUACAGCUCUAGCCAAUCCCUGGGCUUUGGACCCAAGAAGUCAGAGCACGUCUAAGAACAGGCUCAUAACUAUAUUUUGGCCAAAACUACCAAUGUAGUUGACUUCCUUUGAAGCUCUCACGCCAUAUAAAGGCUAUUCUGGGGCAUAUAUUUACCCAGAUCUCUGAAACUGAAAAGGAGAUUGGUGUGAUCAGAACCCAAUUUUCCCAUGGUACAACCUUCCACUUCUUAAAUCUCAUUCUAAAAUGGGAAGCCAGAGGCUAGAAAGACUUUCCUGUUUUAAAUGAGGGUACUGGACCCCCUACUCCAUGCCUAGAAACUUAAUCCUGGGCCAAAUGCAGGAACAUCUCUCAGCCUGACUUCUAGGAAGAUUGGUGGGUGCCGGGCGCUAGUCCCAGCCUACCAGCCCAACUGUGUUUGUGGGUGUUCCCUUGAAGACCAACCUGGACAUGUGCUCAGGCAGGAUAAACUUCCCUAACACUGAGGGAGUUCAGCCUCUCCCAGGCUGCAGAAAAGGGUGAUUAUCUAAGCACCUCAGAGAGAUGUAGUCUGGGUCCUCAGGAAGAGGUAUGCUUGACCAACCCCAGCUGUAAUUGUCCCCAGAAAUUCUGCAUAUCCCUAUCCUUGCAGCACAAAGAGACCAGACUCCUCCCAAGGCCACUCAGCGGAUAAAAGCUGUUCUACACAUUCCUCAGAACGGAUUGAGAAACUGCUUUGGGCCUCACAGUUUUAGGGAACAGGUCUUUGGAGAAUUGCUGAAGUCAAUGCUCAUUAUUUCGCUGUCUCUUUGGCCUUGUUUCCAUCGGCAGGUGGAGGGUAUGCAGUCUGAAGCAGACCUUGCUUUGGUCUGAGUUUAACAGUUGCCCAGAUGCUGCUCUGCCUUGCUCGAUAAUUGAUCUUAGAAAGAUGUAGGGUGGGUCUUUUCUUCCAGGCCCCAAGCCCUCUGCCUACUGGCAGUAACUGGGUUUCCUGCCCUGUUGGGGACAUAGGCCACCCUGUCAGUGCUGUGCUUCAGGUUUGUGAGGCUGUGGAGUGGCACCCCAUCGUGCACAAACGCCUCCCUCUCCCUGCCCUUUGGGAGCAGCUUUUCCUAAAAUAUGACUUGGACUCCUUUUUCAAUGGCCUUUUCCCUUUUGCCCCGACUGCCCAGCCUAGGUUUUUGCAAAAAGAACUUGAAAUUGGCCAAAAGAGGUGAGGAAGCUCUCUGAACAGAGUGGCCUUUGCUCUUUUCGGGUUGUUGCUGCCCUCAUGUAGAGGGCGGGCAGAAGAUGGGACCUGGGUCCUCCUGGCCACAAUGAAUUGUCCAGGGAACACAGUGUUCUUCUUUUAACUUGUGUUUUCCUCCUCCCCAGCACAAAGACCCGGAAAGGAAAAUGAGUGGGCAGCACCAAGAGCUCUUGGAAGCUCAGGGGCCAAGGACACUGGGGUCCUUGCAUUAGCGGGGAGCCCUUUACUAGAGAGUCCCCGUGAACUUAGCCACAUGAUGCGUCCUUCCCCUCGCUGGGCACUGUGGUUCUAUAAGAUGGGCCUGCACAUCUCAUGGUGAGGACCAUGUCUAGUAGGGGAUCUGGAGUUGUCAGGUGUCCUAGGUUUUAGAGGUAGCUUGACUUUCGAAUGUAAAACUGACUGUGCCUUAGCAUCACCCUGUCCAGUGCCCCUGGGGCAGCUGGUGGUGUCCAGGAGAAUGGAUGCCUGCUCCACAUUUAGAUGCUUUUGUUUGGUUUAGGGUGUUUCCUGUCUUCUGCUCUACAAGUUGGGGUGGGGGGGGCAAAGCUAGUGUCCCAGGAGACUUUUGCCACAGGUUGUUCGCAGUUUACACAAAGUCAGCUUUAAAGCUCCCAGGUAGAAUCUGAUUGGCAAACUCCAGCUGCAGCAUGCGGAGUUUCUAGAUGGUCACUCCCUUGAAUGGGUGUCAGUGCCACUGAGCACGGGGGAGAGGAGUAGAGGGGCAGAGCUGCACUCCCUCUGCCCGGGAGAGUGGUGGUCUAAGCCAGGGGGUGGUGAACUUGGGCGUUCCUCUCCUCGCCCCCGCAGAAGGGGGCAAGUAGGGCCCCUCAAGCAAGCUUCUAUUUCUUACUGCUAAAUUGGUUUCCUUUUUCAUCCAAAAGUUGGAACUCCCCAGAUAGUCACACUGUACAAUCCAAAUCCUAAUUCUGAGAUUCUAAAAUAUCUUAAAUCACAAGAGAAAAUCUAGUUCUGUCCCCUCCCUGACGAGCAGGCCCUCCGUCCCUUCCUCUCCUUGGAGUCAUACAGCUCCAGCAAGCAAGGCUCACUGGCUAGUUCCUAAUGCACUGACGGGAGCCAUCCCAUUAAGGACGAUUUCUACUCAAAUCUGACCCUCUGGAUUACAGAUGCCUCGUUUUAGCAGGAAAAGGCUUUGAUUGGAUUGGAUAUAUUUAUGUGACUGCGGGCAUUCGUGGCUGUAGAGUCCUUGACCAUAAUGUUAUAUGUAAUGGGAACUAUCUUGUAAACUUGAAAAAAAAAAUAAAGUUUUUAUUUUCUAUA